UUAGGCUUAAAUUGUUAUCAGAUCAGAUGCUCGUAUCUGUAACAAUGGCUGUCGCAAUUGAAGAGUCAGAACCUUUCCGAAAGGUGGAAAUAGUGGCAGAUGGAGGCAAUUAUGCGCCUGAUGUGCGAAAAAUUCGCAAAGAAAAGAUUCCUGCGAUUGGCUGUAUUUCUCUCAAGUCUGCAAAAAGAUUUUUGCUUUUUUUUGAUUUGGCAAAUCAAGCUGUCAAUGACUAUUUACUGAGCUUAUCCAGUGCCGGUGAAUUUAAUCCGGAAAUCCCUGAUCAGGAACCACCGACUUUCUUGGACAUUCAGUCCCUUACAAAACUAUAUACUGGGACUGGAGAUUUGCCUCCUGGGAAUAUGAUAAACACUCUUAUGAGACAAUCAAACGUCAAACUAAGUCCUUAUGUCAAUUCCAUUCAAAAACAACAGUUCAGUAAUUCCGAAAUAUUUGCUAUGGCAUUGUUUCCUGGAGCGAAAUCUAAAUAUUCUCAGCUAAUCAUUCAGCUGCAAGCACUUGGCCCCCAUUUCUCUCAGAAGAUCUGUGAAUGGAUUCUUUGUCUUUUUAAAUUAAUGAUGCAGAAUCUGGGAAACUGCGCAUCAGUCAUUUCCCCUGGAAUUAUGACUAUUGUUGAAGAGUGUAAAGGAGAACCAUUCAGUCAAUGGAUCGAGAAUAAUGCUUUUACAUUUUUAUGCGUUCAAGGUAGGGAUAGUCAAGAUACAUCCUUGAACAUGCUUUGCCAACAACAAGUGGGGUCAGAAUUUUUCCAACAUCCGAUAACAUCGAGGCGAGAUUGUCCCUUAGCUCGAGGAGAAGAAUGUGGCAACAUUCCAAUACAGAGUUUAUUCGGGAAGUCAGAGCAAUUAAAAACACAGGGACAGGAGGAGGUUCUGCAGCAGAAAGAUCCAAAUACUGGAAAAGUUCUACGGACUGUGAGAUAUCCCGCAGAUUUACCAGAGCGGAUUAGACAGACUGGUGGUAUAUUUGAAAUUGGACCUAAUAAUACAAUAAGAAUACAAACCGGUCCAGGACAAAAUACUGGAAAUGUUGGCGCACAUGUGGCUCGAGCACCCCAACCUAUAAGAUGGAGAAUGGCAAAUGUUAUUUCCUCUGAUCACAGAAGAUUUUUAACUAACUUACAUUUGCACAGAGAACUUGACAGACUUGCAUCAUUUGCUCGAUGGCCUGUUGGUCAGCCCAAUGUGUCACCGACUGCUCUUGCAAGAACAGGAUUCUUUUAUCUUGGUGACAUGGACAGAACUCAGUGUUUCUCAUGCGGAGGAGUUUUGAGGAAUUGGACCGUUGAAGAUGACGCAUUAGCAGAACAUCGUUCACAUUUCCCCAAUUGCAAAAUGGUACUUGGAACCGAACAUCGAAAUAACCCAGUCAAUAAGUUUGCAGACCCACCUGCAGAUCGUGCAAUAAAUUAUCCCUGCAGAUUCCCAUCCAAUCCACACAUGAGAAAUGAGGUUGCAAGACAAGCUACUUUUGAUCAUCGAUGGUCGGUGGGAAGAACAGCUGCAACUCCGUCAGAAAUAUCACAAGCUGGAUUCUUCUUUCUUGGAGAACGUGACCGUGUCAAAUGUUGGUAUUGCAAUGGUGGUCUUCAAAAUUGGGAAUAUGACGACAUACCAUGGAACGAACAUGCAAAAUGGUUUCCAACAUGUCAGUUCUUAUUGCAAGUAAAAGGACAACAUUUUGUGUAUCGGCAAUCAACAAUGAACCAUCAUCUUGCUCGACCGAUUAUUACAAAACAAGAUGGAGCGACCGUUGACCCCGGCGACGUUGGAGGUGGAUCGAGUCAAGGAAAUGUUGAUACACUACCUAGUGGUCCAAUAGACAGACAACCUGAACCAACACCAGAGAUCAUUGAUCCACAGUUUCAGGCUGAAAUGAGAAAACGCAAAGAAAGAGUGAAAACUACCACGGAGAAAUCAGAUCUUGUGAAAAAUAUUUUACUGAUGGGAUUUGAUAAAAAAGUUGUUGCAGCUCUCCUUGAAGAUAACAUCGAAAGUGGGAACGUUGCAAAUCCUGAUGAUAUUUAUGAUUCUAUGUCAAGCUUACUUGAUGAUGUCACGAAGAAAGAAAAAGAAAUCGAAGAAGAGGAGUGCCAGAUGCAGGCUGCUGCCCAGAUACCUGCAGUGAGAAAUAAACAACCGAGCAAGACGGAAAAAGAGAGAAUGUGUAAAAUUUGCUUCAGUAAUCCAGCUGAUAUGGCUUUUAUUUCUUGUUCUCAUAUGAUUUGUUGCAUGGAGUGUACGCAAGCAAUCAAACAGUGCCCCAUUUGUCGAAAAAAGAUAGAGAAAACGAUCAAAUCUGAGGAAGCAACGAUUACUGAACCUACCAUGUUUAUUAAAGAGAAGCCCCCCUCACAAAAUUAUGCACCAGCGCCAUCCGGUGGUGAGGAAAAUGAUGAAAAUUUGCCACCAGAGGAGAAUGAAGACAGCCCCGACGAAGAAGAAGGAGCUGUGGCAGCUCCAAAUGUGGUUGUUGUGCCACCACAGCACAAAAACCCAGCAGGUAGCAUAGGUCAGCGUGAGGGUUUAAUAAACCCAUGGCCUCCUGAAAGUGAUGUGAUGCUAGGAGCGAACUACCAACAGCCAGCGCCAUCUGUUGAGGGAAACGAGGAAAACCCCCCACCAGAGAAUAUUGAAGGCAGCCCUGAAGAAGAAGAAGUUGUAGCAGUUGCAGAGGUUGUUGUUCCACCAGAUGAACCAUGUAGCAUAGGUCAGCGUGAGGGUUUAAUAAACCCAUGGCCUCCCGAAAGUGAUGUGAUGCCAGGAGCGAACUACCAACAGCCAGUGCCAUCUGUUGAGGGAAACGAGGAAAACCCCCCACCAGAGAAUAUUGAAGGCAGCCCUGAAGAAGAAGAAGUUGUAGCAGUUGCAGAGGUUGUUGUUCCACCAGAUGAACCAUGUGGCCAAGUUCAGCCUGAGGUUUUCAUAGAUCCAGUGCCCCCAGAAAUGGAUGUGAUCCCCCCUGAAUCAAACUACCAACAACCUCCCCAGCAUCCAGCUCCUAUUCCGUAUGAAGCAAAACUUACAUCCUUACAGAACAAUCCUCAUUUUCGCAAUAACCUCACACCAACCCCACAUGAAUUUGCUCGAGCUGGCUUUUAUGGCGAAGGAAAUCAAAUUACUUGUGCUGAAUGCGGUUCACAGCACCCGUUAGAUCAUCUUGUGAACAGACCUUCAAAAAACAUCGUUUGGCAUCUAGACAACUGUCCAUUCUAUAAUCGAAGAAGGCCCUGUGGCUAUUGCACACCGAAUAGCAUUGGGGAACACUCUUUAGAUGAGUGUGUCAAGUGCAGUCAACUACCAGAAAUAAUGAUGGCGUUCAGUGAGCUGGAAGAAUACUUCCAACAAGAUCCAGAAAUGCCACAAGAAGCUGAUAUUCGAGCUUUUGCGGACCUACAGUGUGUCAUAUGCCACAACGCCAUUCCCAAUCGUCAGAAUCAGGAUGUCUGCCUGGUAUGCUCUGGAGUAGUUUGUGAGGACUGUGUGGAUGCAUACCAUGGACAUUAGCAAUCGCAGUGUUCCAAUUAUGUCUGAGAUGCCAAGGAUCUGAUUUCUAUGCUGUUUUUAUAGAGCAAUAGAAACUCUUUGAGAAAUAGGACAAACUGAAAACUUUUCUGAGUGAUUUAAGAGUCUUGCUGCACACGAACACAAAUAUAUAUAUAUAUAUAUAUGAUACGUCUUCCUCCACCAUCAAUCCAUGCCUCCGACAAACAAAUAACUAACUAAUUCCAUACCCGACUAGGUAUAGUAACCGGACGAGAGGCCGUGGUUCGCCAUAUGGAUAAGCCUUUGAUAAGAUUUUGAAUACAAACCCCUUUGUGUUUUGAGAUUUUUUAGUUUCAAUCGAAAAUUGGAAAAUAGUCAAAGCCGAAAAUAAUGACUAUGAUUUUCAGAAAUUUGAAGAUAUGACAUAAUCUUAUGUCCAAAUUCCAAUAGGAAUGUUUCGCAAG
Styela clava is the source of this 3967-nucleotide messenger RNA. The record is from RefSeq and is a predicted model, not a curated record. NCBI's taxonomy places the organism in Eukaryota, Metazoa, Chordata, Ascidiacea, Stolidobranchia, Styelidae.